GGAGAGAUAAACAAAUGACAGGAAACAAAGGGUCAGCCUGAAAAAAAAACAUACAUUGCAAGACACAAGACGACAGGAUCUUUUUCACUUUUCAUCAUGAGCGGGGUUAAAUAUCAAGGGUUCCGAGGUGCCACAGACUCAUAUGAGAGGAGGAUCGUUCUAGUUGGGAAGACUGGAGUGGGGAAAAGUGCAGCAGGAAACACCAUCUUGGGCAGAGAAGCAUUUGAGUCUGAACUGUCUCCGUCUUCUAUGACGGCUGAAUGCCAGAAAGCCAAGGGAAAUGUUGGUGAUCGAAAGGUUGCUGUCAUUGACACCCCGGGACUAUUUGACACUAAUUUCACCCAAGAGGAAGUAUUGAAGAGGAUCAAGAUGUGCAUUUCAUUGUCUGCUCCUGGUCCUCAUGCUUUCCUUAUGGUUCUUCAGCUUGGCAGAUUUACCCAGGAGGAGAAAGAAUGCAUUAAGAUGAUUCAGACCACUUUUGGUGAAGAUGCUGCCAAAUACACUAUGGUGUUGUUCACUCAUGGAGACCAGCUGAGGAAGCAAACCAUAGAGGGCUAUAUUUCAGAGAGUACCGACCUGCAAAUCAUCAUCCAGAAUUGUUACGGUCAAUACCACGUCUUUAACAACGAAAUCAAAGACCCUGCACAAACCAAUAUACUCCUGGAUAAAAUUGACAAGAUGACAAUGGCUAACAGUGGAAGAUACUACACCAAUGAAAUGUUCAUGAGAGCAGAGGAAGCCAUAGAGAAGGAGAAAGAGCGACUCCUAAAGGAAAUGGAGGCGCAAAAGCAGAAAGAGUUGGAUGAACUGAGAGCCAAAUUGGCUUCAAGGGCCUACCAAAGGGAGGAGAGAAGGGUGCAGAUGAGAUAUGAGUAUGCAGCCAGAGCUCGAGCUGAAAGAUCAAAUGAAUUUAUUGCGGCUAGAGUGAUAAUUGUAGCAACAGUCUGUGGUGUUGCCGUUGGAGGUCUGCUUGGAGUCGUAGGAGGUCCAAUUGGUUUGGCAAUUGGAAUGGCAGCUGGAGCAGCUGUUGGAGCAACCGUCGGUGCUUUAUCAGUGAAAGUCUCUCAGCAUUGCCAUGUGCAAUAAGGACAGUAUAACACAAUGUUAAUGAUUUUUUGUCUUCUUCUUAAACUCUCAUAAUCACUCUUUGUUAAUAUCUGAAAUAAUUUAUCUGAAAUAGAACAGAACUAAUCAGCUUGUAUUAUGCUGUAUCUUUAACAGUUUCUUGACUGUACAAUACUUGUGCAAUUA
Messenger RNA from Hippoglossus stenolepis (Pacific halibut), 1251 nucleotides. Its product is annotated as GTPase IMAP family member 9. The coding region runs from base 97 to 1086 and encodes 329 amino acids. The record is from RefSeq and is a predicted model, not a curated record. Gene Ontology annotation, molecular function: GTP binding. The transcript is spliced from 2 exons. NCBI's taxonomy places the organism in Eukaryota, Metazoa, Chordata, Actinopteri, Pleuronectiformes, Pleuronectidae.